Molecule: messenger RNA, 1221 nt
Organism: Thermothelomyces thermophilus ATCC 42464
Lineage: Eukaryota; Fungi; Ascomycota; Sordariomycetes; Sordariales; Chaetomiaceae
Product: alcohol dehydrogenase-like protein
Exons: 2
Coding region: 109-1221 (370 amino acids)
Biological process (GO): alcohol metabolic process
Molecular function (GO): alcohol dehydrogenase (NADP+) activity; zinc ion binding
Source: RefSeq, a predicted model, not a curated record
UUCAGAUCGAUCCUGAUCACCAAUCAUCUUCUCAAGACGCUCCUCGAUUCGACAAGACCACAGCAAACACACCCGCCGUGCUCCUUCUACCAGAUCGAUCGCGACACCAUGUCCGCAGGCGACUACAAGUUUGAGGGAUGGCUCGGGCUUGACCCAUCAGCGGCCCAGGGCAAGAUGCAGUGGGGCGUAUUUGAGCCGAAGCCCUGGGAGGAGACCGAUGUCGACAUCAAGAUCACACACUGCGGCAUCUGCGGCAGUGAUCUCCACACUCUGCGGAGUGGCUGGGGACCGACCCUAUACCCCUGCGUCGUCGGCCACGAGAUCGUCGGAACGGUAGUGCGUGUCGGCUCCAAGGCCGAGGGCGGCCUCAAGGUCGGUGACCGCGUCGGCGUCGGAGCGCAGAGCGAUUCGUGCCUCGGCCGCAAGGGCGACUGCGAACUGUGCUCGUCCAACCUCGAGAACUACUGCCCCCACCAGACCAGCACGUACAACAGCGUCUAUCUCAACGGUGGCAAGUCGUAUGGCGGUUAUGCCCUCUAUAACCGGGCGCCCUCGCAUUUCGUCGUCAAGAUCCCGGACGCCAUCAGCUCGGCCCACGCCGCGCCCAUGCUGUGCGCCGGCGUCACCACCUACACGCCUCUCAAGCACCACGGCGUGGGCCCCGGCAAGAAGGUCGGCAUCGUCGGCCUGGGCGGGCUCGGUCACUUUGGCGUCAUGUGGGCCAAGGCCCUGAAGGCGGACAAGGUCGUCGUCAUCUCCCGCUCGUCGUCCAAGAAGGAGGACGCUCUGAAGCUCGGGGCCGACGAGUUCAUCGCCACCGACGAGGAUCCCGACUGGACCAAGGAGCACGCUUCCACCCUCGACGUCAUCCUCAGCACCGUCUCGUCCUCCUCGAUGCCCCUGACGGAUUACUUGUCGCUCCUGCGCUUCGACGGCACCUUUGUCCAGCUCGGAGCGCCCGACGAAGGCCUCCCUAACCUCAGUCAGGGCCCGCUCAUUUUCAAGCGCAUCAAGAUCACGGGCUCGCUCAUCGGCUCGCCCCAGGACCUCCGGGACAUGUUGCAGCUGGCCGUGGACCAGAACGUCCGGCCCUGGAUCGAUGAGAUCCCGAUGAAGGACGCCAACAAGGCGAUCGUCGACAUGGGAGCGGGCAAGCCGAGGUACCGAUAUGUUCUGGUCAACGAGUCGCAGGAGGCUUCUCAGGUCAAGGCAGGACUGUGA